Sinocyclocheilus rhinocerous is the source of this 513-nucleotide messenger RNA. RefSeq names its product leucine-rich repeat-containing protein 73-like. The coding region runs from base 10 to 267 and encodes 85 amino acids. The transcript has 2 exons. NCBI's taxonomy places the organism in Eukaryota, Metazoa, Chordata, Actinopteri, Cypriniformes, Cyprinidae. The record is from RefSeq and is a predicted model, not a curated record.
UUCCUAGACAUGGUGGAGAACUACCCCACCAGCCUGCGUGUGCUGGUUCUAGCCGAGAACGACAUCAGCCCUGAGCUGCAGCAGCAAAUCUCAGAUCUCCUCUCUGAAGGCGAGGAGGAGGAGGAUAAAGACGGAGAGGCGCACGGACGCUUGGUGACCCCCAGGGAGAAACCAGCCUGGGUUCCCCACAGCAACUCUUCCAGCUCCCAGAUGGUCCUGAUGACAUCAGGACUGGGUGAGAGCUUUUUGGCAGAGACUGAGAUGUGAAACUGGAGCUGCUGAUGCUUUGUGCUUGCACUGUACAACUACUGCGAGACCACCAGAUAGUGUGCAACCUCUCACGCCGCAUGACCUGUAGCACUUAGCGCAAGACAGUUCAAAGCUGGAACAGAAACCUUAAACACCAAGUGACUUAUAAUACGCAAUAGUGAAUUAUUUAUUUUACAGAUGUACAGUCUAUUUAUAAAUAUACUGUAUUUAACCAAUAACAGUAUACUCUGUUAGAUGAGCUGU